AUGGGUAAGUGCUAGAACUUAGCCACCGUUUCUUUCGGAAGAUUUGGUGGAAGCCAGCGACCUCGUUGUUCCGCACGAUUUAAUGUUUCCGGAUCACAUGAUUCCCUGAAUAUUUGGUGGAUGUUGGCCACGUUGAUCGUUGAUGUUGGUUUUCUCUUAUUUAUGCUACUUUCUGCUGUAGCGAGGAUCAAGGUCCACGAGCUGCGCACGCAGUCAAAGAGCGACCUGCUCAAUCAGCUCAAGGAGCUGAAGACGGAGCUCUCUCUUCUUCGCGUUGCCAAGGUUACUGGAGGCGCCCCCAACAAGUUGUCUAAGAUGUAAUAAUCCCCGUGCCUUGUGCUAUCAUUUUAUGCGGUGCUGCUUCAUUUUUUUCCUCUUGUUGCCACUAAUCCGAUUUUUCUUUGGUCGUUGAUCAGUAAGGUGGUCAGGCUCUCUAUCGCCCGUGUGCUUACUGUUAUCUCGCAAAAGCAGAAAGCUGCGCUUAGGGAGGCAUAUAGCAAGAAGAAGUUCUUGCCCCUGGACUUGAGGCCGAAGAAGACCCGUGCCAUCAGGAAAAGCCUUACCAAGCAUCAGGUACUUUUCUCGCGUUUGGAUGGUCUAAUCUUUUGCCAUACUAUCUAUUUCUUCUCUCCGAACCAUCAUGUUUGUGAUUGGUGUUGAUGCCAAGAGAAACUCUUGCACGUUUAUGUCGGAUUUCGUGGAUUUUACUUACAUUUUUCUCUCUAUAAGCUGUGUAUCUUGCAAAUUGGAGUCAAUUAGCGAUAAAUAUUCACUUUUUCCAAACGAAGGAAGCUUUUUUGUUUUUUUUCGUUGAAAACUAAAUGAUCUCCUGUGCGAUUGAUAUUAUUCAAUCUGGAGCAUUAAAUUCCUCCCAAAACAUGAUUGAUGGGAUGAACGUUAGGCUUUUGCUUUUGGGGGAGAACUAGUCAUCAAUGCUGUCCAAGCGUUCACGUUCAUGUGGGGCUGGACUAGAUCGGUUGUUUUGGUCUGAAUCUGCUGACUUCAAUUGGAUCUUUCACCAUUGGCUCUGCCUAAAUGUUGAAUAGAUCAGUCAAGUUGGUUCUUGUAAAGUAGUUCUCAAGGUUUUGAAACCGACCAAGUCAGCAGUUUACCACCUAAAACCGAGGCAAUGAGGUGGAUUGCUAUCCUUUUCUGCAAAGUACAUAGAAACUAAUUAAAAUUUUGGUAAAGGAGAAUUUGUGAGCUCAUAAUUUUUACAUUAAUGUCAUAACGCUCUUAUAUUCUUAUUAAAAUUACAUAUUAUUAUUAAUUAAUUGAAAUCAAUGAUAUUUGUUGGCGUAUUCAAGACAAGAACCAUGAUAAUAACUCUAUUUGUAUAUUAGCUCGUAGCCUAUGGUCGUUCAUGCCAUGGAUAGUACUCCUAUGCUGGCUUGUUGCUUUAAUCUUCCACCCUAUCAAUGAUGGGUGAGAGUCUGAAGAUAUUCUUAUGGGCCAAACUUGAUUCUCCUCCCGGUAUGGUUCCCGUGUAUAGUGUUUUUCUUUAUUGACAUUAAUGCAAGAGAGAAUAGUGAAUGUUGGCAAAGGGCCUCAGAGAAGGUUUUGCGGCAGUUGUGAUGCUUAGUUUUCUUGCUUGUGUUAGGCAGCUAGAGAAGAUGGUGCGGCAGUCAAAGAAAUAAAGAAUAUCGCUUUAUUAAUUAUGGCUGACUGAAUAAAGUGCGCAGAUAGGCAUCAAUUCAAGAAAUAAUAUUUAUUUAUUUUCUUCCACUUUUCUUCCUUUAAUGUUCUAUGUUUUUGGCAGACGAUUAUGUUUGACUUUUAUAAUAGGCUAUCUAUAUCUAGAUUGAAUGGAUGUGGAUUUUUUUUCCCAUUUUUAGGGCGGAGGGGUGGUCUGAAUAUUCUUUUUAUCUUUCCAGUUUUAAAUAUAUAUAUAUAUUCCCGUAAUCUAUAUUUUUCCAUCGAGGUGCUCUUUUUUAAAGUAUCAAAACGGAUGGAUUAUGGUCAUCUGCAAUAAUUUUGAGGAAAAAAUUCAAUGAUUUCAGAUCUGUUGAAGGUCUGAGAUGUUGAGGCUUCUUUCAUCUUAAUUUUCAGGCAUCAUUGAAGACCGAGAGGGAGAAAAAGAAGGAGAGGUAUUUCCCCAAGAGGAAAUAUGCAAUCAAGGCCUGA
Spirodela intermedia is the source of this 2124-nucleotide messenger RNA. The record is from the annotation of a GenBank genome assembly. Lineage: Eukaryota; Viridiplantae; Streptophyta; Magnoliopsida; Alismatales; Araceae.